Arabidopsis arenosa is the source of this 803-nucleotide messenger RNA. The record is from the annotation of a GenBank genome assembly. NCBI's taxonomy places the organism in Eukaryota, Viridiplantae, Streptophyta, Magnoliopsida, Brassicales, Brassicaceae.
AAGUAAUCAUAUUCCAAAAAAAAUUAUUAAUACAAAUCUCUCUUUUCUCUCUAAAAAAUCUCGAUAUGGAUCAAAACGUACCAAUAAGCAAGAAGCUAUGGAACAUCGUACGUUUUCUCUUGUACAUGAUCCGCAAAGGCGUCUCAAAAAACAAACUCAUCGCUGACUUCAACGCCACUCUCAAACGUGGCAAGAACCUCAUGUUCCACCACCGUCGUCGUGUCCACGCCGGUUCCACCUCCUCAGACGCUCUAAACGCUACUUCAGCCACCGCGUUAUCGCGACAAGAAUACGAGUUUAGCUGCAGCAACACUCCAAACUAUUCAUUCCCUUUCCCUAAUAUGGCUUUCAUGAGGAAAAAGAGUCACAAUAAUCUCUUCACGUGUGGUCAAACGCCUCAGACGCUAGACGACGACGUAGCCGCCGCUAGAGCCGUUCUUGAGCUUCUUAACGGUGUUGGAGACAAAGGAAAUGUCACGCCGGCAGAUUUAACGGUGGCUUUGUCUCCUUAUUUCCCCGGGUUUGGACGGACUCCUCUGGUUAGACCGUUAAGAGUGACGGACUCACCGUUUCCGUUAACGCCGGAAAAUGGUGACGUGGCUAAUAGACACGUGGACAAGGCUGCUGAUGAUUUUAUAAAGAAGUUUUAUAAGAACUUGAAUCAGCAGAAAAAGAUGAUUGAGUUCAGCUAAAUAUUAAUCUGAAUUAUUGUGUGUAUCUUCAUCAUAUUUCUCUUCCUUAAAUAUUUUUUACUCUUUUUUUUUUUUUCCUUGUUUUGUGCUGAUUAAAAUCCAAAGAUGUAA